Messenger RNA from Dama dama (fallow deer), 896 nucleotides. RefSeq names its product ALK and LTK ligand 1 (gene ALKAL1). The coding region runs from base 328 to 702 and encodes 124 amino acids. Gene Ontology annotation, molecular function: receptor signaling protein tyrosine kinase activator activity; receptor tyrosine kinase binding. The record is from RefSeq and is a predicted model, not a curated record. The transcript has 5 exons. NCBI's taxonomy places the organism in Eukaryota, Metazoa, Chordata, Mammalia, Artiodactyla, Cervidae. Gene Ontology annotation, biological process: positive regulation of ERK5 cascade; positive regulation of ERK1 and ERK2 cascade.
CUCCCGCGCUGCUCUUCGCUGUCCUGAUCGGGAAGUUGCCGGUUCUCUCGAGCCCGGUGGGCUGGCCGCGGCGGUAAACAGAGCAGGCCUUGAGCGGGGAGUCCGGACACCCGCAGAGCCAAGGCUGGGUAGUCGGAGAGGCUGCGCGGAACCGUGAGCAUCCGAGCUCUGGGACUCGCCCUGUUCCCCCCGGCAGCCCCGAGUCCUCGUCCUGCGUCCGCGCCCCGCGUCCCUCCCCAAGGCGCGCAGGUGUCGCCCGCCGUCCGUCCUCGGGGAGCGGACCCUCCGCUCGGCAUCCGCCUGCUCUCCGGCCGCUCCCGCGCGCCCAUGCGACCGGCGAGGCCAGGCGUCCCGGUGCGCGCGCUGCUCCUGCUGGCGCUCGUCCUGGCCCCGCGAGGGACGCAGGGGAGGCCCGGGGGCAGCAGGGGCGUGCACGUCGUGGGCGAGGAGCCGAAGCCGUCCCUUCCCGCGGCCUCUCGGAGCGCAGAAAUAUUCCCAAGAGAUUUGAACUUAAAAGACAAAUUCAUCAAGCAUUUCACAGGGCCAGUCACGUUUUCAGCUGAGUGCAGCAAACACUUCCACAGGCUGUAUCACAAUACCAGGGACUGCUCGACGCCAGCUUAUUACAAAAGAUGUGCUAGGUUGUUAAAAAGACUAGCAGUGAGUCCUCUGUGCUCGCAGACGGAGAAGACCUACAUGUGAGCAUUUCUUAAGAAUGUAAAUCUAAUUUGAAAGAAAAAUGUAUCUGGGAUCAUACUAAACAUAAAAUGAGAUGAAACUUCUAAUUUUAUGGUGUAUUAAGAUGAGUGAAAUAAGAGACGCCUCAGAAACAGCUGGUGAUCUGUGUCCAAACGUAAGACAAGAUCGUCCCUGGUUUAUCUUCGCGUAUACAGAAA